AUGUAUAAACCAUCGGCUAGAGUGCUAUGUUUUGAAAGACAUGCGAGAUGGCUGUCAUCAAGUAUUAGACGUGGGACAAGCGCGACUCCGCCAAUAGGAUCCAACGAACUGAACACUGAUUCAGAUCGUGGUAAUGCUAGAGCUGCAGCUGAUGUUGAAGGUGUGGCAAGUCGGUUAUCCGCUGCCCCCCCAGCGCGCAAACCCAGGGAGAACAGAAGAAGGAUCACAGAGUUUAAAGAUGCGCUUAAUUUAGGCCCAUCCUUUGCGGAUUUUGUUUCAGGGAAGGCUUCAGACAUGAUCCUGGAUCCACUAGAAAAGGCAAGACAGAAUACAGAGGAGGCCAAAAAAUUACCACGUUGGCUUAAGGUUCCUAUUCCCAAAGGAACCAACUAUCAUAAAUUAAAGGGUGAUGUGAAAGAACUAAAGCUAAGUACAGUCUGUGAAGAGGCAAGGUGUCCCAAUAUUGGCGAAUGCUGGGGUGGUAAGGAUAAAUCUAAGGCGACGGCUACCAUUAUGCUACUUGGUGAUACCUGUACUCGUGGAUGUAGAUUUUGUUCAGUAAAAACCAAUAGAGCACCUAGUAAACCUGACCCAAUGGAGCCGGAGAAUACCGCAGAAGCCAUCAAAAGAUGGGGAUUGGGUUACGUUGUAUUGACUACUGUUGAUAGAGAUGACUUGAUUGAUGGUGGUGCCAAUCAUUUAGCCGAAACCGUCCGUAGAAUUAAGCAGAAGGCUCCAAAGACCCUGGUAGAAACUCUUUCCGGUGAUUUCAGAGGAGAUUUGAAGAUGGUGGAUAUUAUGGCACAAUGCGGACUUGAUGUCUAUGCACACAAUUUAGAAACAGUGGAAGCACUAACGCCACAUGUUAGAGACAGAAGAGCUACUUAUAGACAAUCUUUAAGUGUUUUGGAAAGGGCGAAAAUGACAGUUCCCACACUGCUUACUAAAACUUCUAUAAUGUUGGGUUUAGGAGAAACUGAUGAACAAAUUAUACAAACUAUGAGAGACCUGCGUGACAUUGGAUGUGACGUAGUUACUUUUGGCCAAUACAUGAGACCAACAAAGAGACACAUGAAAGUCGUGGAGUAUGUAAAGCCCGAAAAGUUUGACUACUGGAAAGAAAAAGCCUUAGAGAUGGGAUUCUUGUACUGCGCUUCUGGACCCUUAGUGAGGUCUUCGUAUAAAGCUGGUGAAGCAUUCAUUGAGAAUGUUUUGAAUAAGAGAAACAAAAACUAG
Messenger RNA from Saccharomyces eubayanus, 1236 nucleotides. RefSeq names its product lipoate synthase (gene LIP5). Gene Ontology annotation, cellular component: mitochondrion. Bases 1 to 1236 code for a protein of 411 amino acids. The record is from RefSeq and is a predicted model, not a curated record. NCBI's taxonomy places the organism in Eukaryota, Fungi, Ascomycota, Saccharomycetes, Saccharomycetales, Saccharomycetaceae. The transcript has a single exon. Gene Ontology annotation, biological process: lipoate biosynthetic process. Gene Ontology annotation, molecular function: lipoate synthase activity; 4 iron, 4 sulfur cluster binding.